This is a messenger RNA of Pelodiscus sinensis (Chinese soft-shelled turtle), 1372 nucleotides long. The record is from RefSeq and is a predicted model, not a curated record. NCBI's taxonomy places the organism in Eukaryota, Metazoa, Chordata, Testudines, Trionychidae.
UCUGCUUGUUCACAGGAAGUGAAUGUUGAAUUUGAAGCACAUUCAAUUUCAGAUAAUGAUUAUGAUGGGAUAAAGAAAUUACUGCAACAGCUGUUUCUAAAAGCUCCAAUUAAUAUCGCUGAGUUAACUGACAUAUUAAUACAACAGAAUCACAUUGGGAGUGUUAUCAAGCAAGCAGAAGUUCAAGAAGAAAGUGGUGAGGAUGAAGAUGAGGAUGAAGUCUUUGGCUUCAUAAGCCUCUUAAACUUAACUGAAAGGAAGGGUACUGAGUGUGCUGAACAAAUAAAAGAACUGAUUCUAAGCCUGUGUGAGAAGAACUGUGAACAGAGUAUGGUUGAACAGCUGGAUAAACUCCUAAAUGACACCACCAAGCCUGUGGGCUUCCUACUAAAUGAAAGAUUCAUCAAUGUGCCACCACAGAUUGCUCUGCCCAUGCACCAGCAACUUCAGAAAGAAUUGGCUGAAACUCAAAGAACAAACAAGCCAUGUGGAAAGUGCUACUACUACCUUCUCAUCAGCAAGACCUUUACAGAAACAGCAAAACGCAGCUCUAAAAGAAGAGGAGAGGGCACACAGCAGAGAGAGGAAUUAAUGUUUGCAAAUGCAGAGGAAGAAUUCUUUUAUGAGAAAGCCCUUCUGACGUUCAGCUAUUCUGUGCAAGAGGAGAGUGACUCGUGUUUGGGAGGCAGAUGGUCCUUUGAUGAUGUACCAAUGAAACCUCUGAGAACUGUUAUGUUGAUUCCAUCUGAUAGGAUGAAUGCAAUCAUGGAUAAACUCAAAGAGUAUCUGUCAAUCUAGAUAGGUUUCCUUGGAUAAUGUUUUAUAAAGCAACUGUGGAAAAAUGACAUGCCUUUUGAAUAGCUUCUCAAAAGUUUGUAUACUGGUGAAAUGUGUAGGUUGUACAACUAAUAAUGUGAGUCACACUGUUACUUUAAAAUACUAUAGCCUAGUAGUCUUUGGAGUCACCAUUAAGCAUACAAUUAAAAAAGCCCUACAUCUCUAAGAUUUCUAAAGAAGUUAAUUUUUCUUUUCUCUCCUGUUAAAUAUCUUAUAUUUCAAGUUGAAAAAAACAUUAAUUAAUGGAAUAAUUUUGGGACCUAUUACACAUACUUGUUUUGUUUGAUUGAAAGUAGUUGGACAUAAAAGGCAUUGAAUAAUUCAUUUUUGUUAAGCAGGAGUUUGGGGAUAUUCUUCAUAUUCUUUCUUAAUGUUUUAUUUAGCGUCUUUUUCAUUGUUGAAACGGGUGAAAAAUGAUUACUUCCUGCAGAAUCUCCUUGCUUUUUCUAGGAGGCAGAUUGCUAAAAUAUUAGUGAGAUGCCAGUUCCACAAAUCUGGUGAGAAACAGAAUAAAACAUAUUUUUGAAAGAUGAAA